Messenger RNA from Candida albicans SC5314, 270 nucleotides. RefSeq lists its product as uncharacterized. The record is from RefSeq and is a predicted model, not a curated record. The coding region runs from base 1 to 270 and encodes 89 amino acids. Gene Ontology annotation, biological process: protein N-linked glycosylation. Lineage: Eukaryota; Fungi; Ascomycota; Pichiomycetes; Serinales; Debaryomycetaceae. The transcript has a single exon.
AUGUCAUCUUCCCUUGGAGCUCCAUAUAACGAGUAUGCCCGUUUAUACGAUGUUGGAUCAUCUCCAGUCGAAUCCAGUCCAUUUACAACCUAUACAACCGUGUUUACAGUGUUAUUAUUAUUACUUGCAUUCGGGUCUCUAUCCAUGGCCUUGUUAGGUGACGUGAAACAGAAAAGCGCUGUCAGCUACACACUCAAUGCAAUUGUUGCUUCUAUAUCGAUUGGUUUAUCUGCAAUUUAUGUGUCUAAUUAUGUUGGUGUUUAUAUUUAG